This is a messenger RNA of Delphinapterus leucas (beluga whale), 2674 nucleotides long. NCBI's taxonomy places the organism in Eukaryota, Metazoa, Chordata, Mammalia, Artiodactyla, Monodontidae. The record is from RefSeq and is a predicted model, not a curated record.
CAUGUCUCGAUGCCCAGGGAAGAGACAGGUUUGUGGUGAGGAUGAAGGAGGAGAAAAGAAAAAGCCCGAACACAGCAGUUUCUGGCCGAGUUAGUUUUCAACCUUCCUUUCCUCGCCUCCUUCAGAAACCAGAAGUCCGUUCAUUCUGCAGCUCUCUCUCCAGCAGCUGCAGAAAAGCCCAGGAGGAGUGGGGUGGUUUGUUUUUUCAAAUCCCCUUUCCCAGAAUCCCUUUUCCCCAUGAGAGGUGAGGGUCUGAGGGGUUCGUGCUGGGAGGGAGCCGGGCCAGCUGUCCUGCUUCAGCGGUGGGCUCUGCGCUCUGAGUCCCACCGGGAAAGCCAGUGUGGUCCUGCAAGAGAAGCGGGUGGGAGGAUGGGAAGGGCUUAGAAAUAAUCUCUCCAUCAGCCAGACAGCAGGCAGGAGCAGCCGCCGCUCUGCCAACCGCCUGGAAGGCAAGGACAGCUGUCCGCCCUCCCUUCCAAGGAGGAGCAAAACUCGGAAGGAGCGGAGGGCAACUUAGGGCUGGGGCAUCUGCAGCUACCUGUCCCAGGCAUCCCGGAAGCUCCUCGGGAUGUGCUGACGAUGGGGGGUGGGGUGUGCUCAGGUUGACGCUGCAGGAGGAACUGCUUUUAACUAGCGCGGGCCUGGGACAGGUGCAGAGAAACCCAGCAUCCGAGCGCUGGGUGGGAGUCCCGGAGGCUCUGUGACGGACCCGGAAGUGGUGUGAGCUUGGAGUCGUACACACCUGGAUCUCUGGUUCCCAUGUGUAUACCCACGAGAAACGCACACAGAUGCUCACCAGAGGCACGGGUUAGGAGGCUUGUCACCGCGCUGUCGUAACAGUGGAAAACUGGAACACCCACUAACAGGAGAGUGGGUAAAUAAAUCACGUGUGUUCUCACAGCGGAAUACCAUACGGCAACGAGGGUGCACACACUACAACCGUGUGCAACAACACAGAAGCAUCUCAUAGCCGUUAUGGAAGCAUUUGAACUUGCAUGGCUGCCCCUGAAGACGCGUGCUCCAAGGCCCUCAAGGAGAAGGAUGCUGUUCCAGGCCGAGGAAGCUGGCGGCCCCCGACAGCCCCGAGCCGACCGCUGCCCGCCGCCCCCGCGCUCGCUGCCCCCCGGCGCCUGCCAGGCGGCGCGCUGCCAGGCUGACUCUGAGUGCCCGCGGCACCGGCGCUGCUGCUACAACGGCUGCGCCUACGCCUGCCUGGAGGCCGUGCCGCCCCCGCCAGUUUUAGACUGGCUAGUGCAGCCGAAACCUCGAUGGCUUGGGGGCAACGGCUGGCUCCUGGACGGCCCUGAGGAGGCAUUGCAAGCAGAGGCCUGCAGCACCACAGAGGAUGGGGCCGAGCCACUCCUCUGCCCCUCAGGCUAUGAGUGCCACAUCCUGAGCCCGGGUGACCUGGCUGAGGGCAUCCCCAACAGCGGGCAGUGUGUCAAGCAGCGCCGGCCGGCAGAUGGGCGAUUCUUACGACACAAAUUUUACAAAGAAUAUCCAGAGGGUGCCUCCAAAAAUGUGGCAGAGCACGGGAAAGGACGGCAGAAGCACUUUCAAUAAAGCAACGGCAGCAGCCAACCUGGAAGAACAUUCCUCCACUUUCUGCUAAGCCUCAGAAACCGUUGGGUAAAAAAUGAUUUGACCCCCAGAGGUCAUGCCCAGCUCAACAGAGCAUGACCCCAGAGAUGCUUGGAGACAGGACCCCUGGCUCUCAACCCCUGGGUGGCCCCACCUGGCAGGGUGACUUCAUGGGAGCCACUCGCCUGUUCCGGGUCCCUGUUUUAUUGUCCUGGAAAGGAGGCCCACCUAGCAGUCCCCUUGACCUUGCAGCUCCCCAGAUCUACCAUGGGAAGUCACUGCCUCUGUGAGCUGUAUGAAGCCCCUUUCUAAGACAGAUGCCAGUGUCUUGGCUGGUACAGAUUUCUUCCAGGUUUGACUCUUGGAGGCAUGUACCCAACCCAAAUGUCCUCAAGAUACGUUUGCUCAUCAUAAAAUGGAAAUGAACUUACCUACUCACGCGUGAUUCAUAGUGUUCACCACCUGAUAAUCUUAAAUCGGAGGUGCUGAAGCCGUAGAGUCCUGGGAGUGGGAGGUGGACGGGUGUGACUGGGAUGAGGUUUCAGCUCAGCUCUGCUUCUGGACCCCCGCACUGUCUGGGCCACACGUGUACCGUGUCAGUGUGGGUCCCUCUGAAGCAGAGGGAGGAGGAUUUGAUUCAUUAGGAAGGUUCCUGGGAAGAACUAGCAGAGGGGUGGGGCAGUGGGACAGGAAGAGAAGAGGUCUUACCAGGUGAUGUAAGACGGUCCCGAGGCGAGAUCCCCUGGGGGUCCCAGAGGCGGCCUGUGUCCCACCAGGACCAGCUCCAGGGGCGGCACCAAUACAGGUGCUCACAAGGGCCCCGUGCUUGGUUUAACAGAGUUGAACAAGGGGCCCGCAUGUUCAUUUUGCAAAUGAUGUAAGUGGGUUUGAGUCCCACUGUGGCGCUGGCCCCUUCAGAAGGCAAGGGAGCCGAGCCCCGCUCAGCGGUGGGGUGAGGGCUGUCCCUUGGAGGAGCGGUUGUCAAUUCCAGGGGCAGCCCACCCCCUGCCAGGGAGGGGGCCCAAGAGGACACGGGCAGAGCCCUGGGGGCAUCUGUUACACAAUCCAAAAGGACACACACAUCCACCGGCUU